CACCUUAUUUUUCAUCAUUGAACACUUGUUUCUGUUGUGUUUUCGUUUAGUUUUUUUUUUUUCAAGGUAAACUAGUGUUGUCGUUAUUUCUAGCCGGUGGAUUGUUAUGUUCAAAUGUGAAUUCGAGACUUCGGAAAAAGUGAGCUCAAAAAGAGUGCGACAUAAGACAUCAAUUUUGAAUGUAGCACAACAUGAAUAGUUGUCAGAAAAAAUGAACUUGUUUCGAUAUUACAAGUGAAAAAAAGGACCAUAAAAUAUUAAAAAUUCAGUGCAUAAUGUGGAUACACUUUGGACGUGUUUCGGAGCGUUGUUAAAAAUGUCAAUAUUGAAAAAUUUGUUCGCAAAAGUGACACUUCAACAUAUUUUUCUCUGGGUUAAAACGUGACACUUGUCCCGCUUUUUCGUACAACCUUUUCCAAGUUCCAUGUUUUAUCGAAAAACGUCCAAAGAAUAUUCUCAGCAGUUCAAAUGUCUUUUAAUCGAAAAAAGAUGGCAAGUACGGGGCUUACUGAUUAUGAUAUCAAUAAACCGGAUGAAUUACUGAACGAUGUGAAAUCGACGGUUAAAAAGGCUACCGUUCAUUUAAAUUCAUCUAAUACAAGCUACAACAUCAAUGAACCGAAUAAUCUAUUGGAGGAUGUAAAAUCGACGGUGAAUAAAGCUUCUGCACAUUUAGCGAAUGCAAAAGAUAGAGAUGGCGGAAUCGACUCUGGUUUACUUGAGCCCUCAAGUACAACAAAGACGAUUCGCACCGAAACAACGACAACGACUGAUGAAUCGAAACCAUCGACCCGUUCAGUAUUGGGUUCACCAAGUUUAGUAAGAAAAGUGAUGAACGAAUCAAGAACACGCCAACGAAGCCAAAGUCCCAAGGAACGUGACAUCAAAUUUGAUACGGUCAAUCGAAGUCCGAAAGCAAGUCGGGAGGUUAAAUUUGAUUCAGGUCCAUUGAUUGAGACCACUCCAAAUUCAACUACAACUCGUACGUACAACUAUUCAAAAACAACCACACGCAAUGCAUCGCCAUACAAAACGGAAAUUGUGGAAAUGGACACGACUGACUUGCCACCGGAAUUGAAAGAUGUUCCCAUUUCGAAUGAUUUGCUGCCACAACCGGGCACAAAAGUAACAACAACGAUCAAAACUUUCUCAUAUCAAAUUCCGGACGAUACAAAGACACCAACCAACAAAAAUUUCACAUACAAAAAUGAAUUUUACAAUUCGUCCAAAUCAUCGAAUACUUAUAAUCCAGAGAGUUAUGCUCCAAUAAAAACAACAACAACUCAUUUAAGUGAAUCGCACAACACUUCGGAUCGAACGAUUCCACCGUCAAUUGGACCAAACCAGUCGUACUAUUACAAAAAGGAAGUCAAUGAAACGAGAAACAAUGUGUAUGGCGGAGCACCGCCACCACCCGUUAAUACGACCACCUCAUUGUAUGAACGAAAUGAAACGAAUGACACUCGUAAUGUUUUCCAUCCGCCAGGUGGUAUACAACCUCAAAACGGUAGUCUUCCACCAGGUGCUAAACAAACGUAUUUGUACAAAAAAGAAACGACCAACACUACAAACACUGUCUAUGAGCCACCAAAUCAGGUCUAUGUACCACCCGAACCAGUAACGAAUAAGUAUUACAAAUCAACGUCGUCAACAACAACGAAGACUCAUAGUCAACCAUUGCUGACACCUUUCCCAACCGAUGGCAUUGAUGGCCCACCAAAGAAUCUGAAUCAGUUGAUGGCUUCAUUUGAAGAGGAAACGGUGCAAGUCGACGAUGAACCAUAUGUGCCGCGUAAAGAAGUCAAUACAGCAUUGGCCACGAAAAAUGUUGCCGGUCCACCGGUUUACUAUCCACCUGGCAAAGAGCUAUUUGCAAAAAGCGAGGCUCAAGCUACAUUGAGAGCUAGAGGCGGUUAUGGUAAAGGUAGCGGGAAGUACGAGUAUGAAGCUGAAAGCAAAUCGAAAAGUGCCAGUAAGUCUGGUGCUGCUGUUGUUCCAGUAUGUUUACCAUUAUGUUGUGCCAUGCCAUGUUCGAUCAUGUAGAUCAAUGAAAAUGUCUAUGUCCAUGUCUUGGAGCGCGGAAUACAUGAAUACAUUGAUGACUAUUCAAACGGCAUUUGCAUCGCAUUGAUUCUGUAUAAUAACAAAUUGGUUUAAACCACCAGAAUGGAGUUUAGAUGUUUCGAGUUUAAAGUACUAAAAACUAAGAUUUUUUCUUCAAUCGAACAACGCAAGUUGAAAUCAAUACACAAUUUUUCGUAAUUUAGAAUAAAAUAUUCGUUUAUGUUCUUCUUAUAACUAAAAAUUUCAAUAAAAAAUGCUCAAUUGUAUUUCUGUUAAGAA
This is a messenger RNA of Sitodiplosis mosellana (orange wheat blossom midge), 2343 nucleotides long. Its product is annotated as mucin-2-like. The record is from RefSeq and is a predicted model, not a curated record. NCBI's taxonomy places the organism in Eukaryota, Metazoa, Arthropoda, Insecta, Diptera, Cecidomyiidae. The coding region runs from base 469 to 2043 and encodes 524 amino acids. The transcript is spliced from 9 exons.